This is a messenger RNA of Lathyrus oleraceus (garden pea), 2586 nucleotides long. Its product is annotated as zinc finger BED domain-containing protein RICESLEEPER 2-like. The transcript has 5 exons. Bases 1 to 2586 code for a protein of 861 amino acids. The record is from RefSeq and is a predicted model, not a curated record. Gene Ontology annotation, molecular function: protein dimerization activity; phosphoenolpyruvate carboxylase activity; DNA binding. NCBI's taxonomy places the organism in Eukaryota, Viridiplantae, Streptophyta, Magnoliopsida, Fabales, Fabaceae. Gene Ontology annotation, biological process: tricarboxylic acid cycle; carbon fixation.
AUGGAAGAGGCUGUAGAAAUGCAAGGAGCUGGAGAAAUGCAAGGAGCUGGAGAAAUGCAAGGAGCUGGAGAAAUACAAGGAGCUGGAAAUUUGCAUAAUAACAUAAUGGAGAAUGUUACUCAAAACCAACCUUCUUCAUUAACAUCUGGUGUUGGUGCAACUGAUGUUGCUGCCAAUGAAAUUCAUGUUGUUGGACUUCCUCCACUUGGAAAGAAGAGAAAACAAAAUGCUAAUGGUCCUAGGAAAUCCUCUCCUACUUGGGACCAUUUUAUUAAAUUGCCUAAUGAAAUUGAAGCAGUAGCUGCUUGCAAACACUGUCAUAAGAAAUAUUUGUGUGAUCCAAAAACCCAUGGGACAUCUAACAUGCUUGCUCAUACAAAAGUAUGUACCAAGAUGCCACAAAAUGAUCCUACUCAAACUGCCCUCUCCUUUGCCGGUGGAGAGGGUGGUGGCUUGGUUGCCGCAAGCCAACGAUUUAAUUUGGCAGCUUGUAGGAAGGCUAUUGCUCUCUUUGUGAUCCUAGAUGAACAUGCUUUUAGGGUAGUUGAAGGGGAAGGCUUUAAGUUGUUAUGCAAACAAUUACAACCCCAAUUAACUAUUCCAUCAAGGAGAACUGUGGCGAGGGAUUGUUUUCAACUUUUUGUUGAUGAAAAAGCAAGAUUGAAAGGUUAUUUCAAAUCUGAUUGCAAUAGGGUAGCCUUAACCACUGAUUGUUGGACAUCCAUUCAGAAUCUUAGUUAUAUGACCCUAACUGCACACUUCAUUAACAAUGAUUGGAAGUAUGAAAAUAGGAUUCUAAGUUUUUGUUUAGUUCUUAAUCAUAAGGGUGAGACAAUUGGUAGAAAAGUUGAAGAGAUUUUAAGGGAAUGGGGAAUAAGGAAUGUGUCCACAAUCACUGUGGACAACGCAACAUCUAAUGAUGUAGCUGUUGCUUAUUUGAAGAAGAGGAUUGAUAAUAUGGGCGGUUUAAUGAGUGAUGGAUCUUUCUUUCAUCUUCGUUGUUGUGCACACAUUUUAAAUCUGGUGGUUCGUGAUGGUUUAAAACAGAAUGAUUUAUCCAUUUCUGCCAUUAGAAAUGCUGUUAGAUUUGUUAGGUCAUCACCCCAAAGAUCUACAAAGUUCAAAGAAUGUAUUGAGUUUGCUAGAAUUAAUUGCAAGAAACUUCUCUGUCUAGAUGUUCCGACAAGGUGGAACUCAUGUUAUUUGAUGCUAGAUGCUGCUGAAAAGUAUCAAGCCGCAUUUGAGAAAAUGGAAGGUGAAGAUUUUAGCUAUUUGGAAUUUUUUGGAUUAGUUGGCCCCCCUACUCUUAAUGAUUGGGAGAAUGUUAGGUGUCUAGUAAGUUUUUUCAAAAUUUUCUAUGAUGCUACUAUGGAAUUUUCUUCGUCAAAACAAGUAUCCCUUCAUAAGUCAUUCCACCAACUAGCUUCAAUACAUUGUGAGCUUAAAAGAUCAUCCAUGAACUUGAACACAAAUUUAGCCUCAAUGGGAUAUGAAAUGAAGAAGAAGUAUGACAAAUAUUGGGGGGAAAUUGAAAACAUCAACAAGUUUAUUUAUUUUGGCGUGAUUCUUGACCCUAGAUACAAGUUAGGAUAUGUAGAGUGGUGUUUUAAUGAUAUGUAUAAUGGCGAGUCGGUGCCUUUUACUAAUAUGAUUAAUGUGAUAAAAAAGGAGUUGUUUAAACUAUUCAAUUGGUACAAGGGUAUACAUGAAAAGCAACAUGGACCCUCUACUAGUCCUAAUGAGGGUGGUUCAUUUGGUGAUGGUGUUCCUAAUGUUGAAGUUCCAUCUCAUUUUGCAAGGGUUGAAGCUUUUAAAGAGCACCUUAAACAAAAAGAUUCAAUAGAUAAAAAAAAUGAUCUUGAGAGGUAUCUAGAUGAUAAUUGUGCCGAUGAUUUUAACUUUGACAUCCUUAUGUGGUGGAAACAAAACUCUUGUAGAUACCCUAUUUUAUCAAAAAUGGUGAAGGAUGUUUUAGCUAGUCCAGUAUCCACUGUCGCUUCUGAAAGCACGUUUAGUACCGGGGGCAGAAUUCUAGACACAUAUAGAAGUUCACUAACCCCUGAAAUGGCAGAGGCUUUGAUUUGUGCACAGGACUGGUUGAAACCUACACUUAGUCAAUUCAAGGACUUGAAUAUAAAUGAAGAAUUUGAGUUGUCUGCCACUAUUGUUUCAGAAUUUGGUGGUCCCUCUACUAGUGGAUCAACAUCUGGUGAUGGAUCUAAUGCUGUUGGAAAUAGAAAUGAACCAGUUGCUGUUUGUUUUUUGGAGUCAUUUGUGAAAAUGACCUUAUUUUGGGCUACUGAUUAUUUUGAUGAUGGUUGUGCUUAUCUAUCAGCUAAUAUCCUCAACAGUUAUUUUUUUUGUGAUAAUAUAUCAACCAAUAGUCCUGAAGAGGUUUUUGAUGCUUUGAAGAAUCAGACUGUGGAUCUGGUUUUAACUGCUCAUCCUACGCAGUCGGUUCGUCGAUCUUUGCUGCAAAAGCAUGGAAGGUUUGUACUGUUUAUGGAAUUGUGGAUUACUGCAUAUUAUGCUGAAAAUGAUCACAAUGAAUUUGAAAACAGGUUAUCACAGAAGAGCGCGGCAUAG